CUGAAGGUAAAAAAAACAAAAACAAACUCAACUCUAAAUAAUAUACACAUAGUUUCAAGCAAUAAUAUACACAUAGUUUCAAGCAAUAAUAUACACGUUUUUGCCAGCAUUUUUGCCAGCACUAACUUUUUUAAAAUUUGUUUUUUGGUCAACACUUUCCCCUGAUAUAAGCGUUUUACUACACAUACUUGUUGGAGAAGUCCAUCACAGAAUUCGGAGAAGUGCAAAUUUCAAAGGCUAUCUAUAGUUUCGUUUGUUUAUUGGUUCGGGAAUUUCGAAUUAAGUAGGUUCGCAUUCAAAUGCAGAUUGAAUACUUUUAUCCCUUAGCCCAUCUUAAAGUAACCAUUGACAAGUCCUGGAUCCAAAUGAAUUUUAAUCUUCAAGGCCUCUUGAAUCUUCCCAGGCAAAUAGAAUCAUAGAAUCAUAGAGUUGGAAGAGACCACAAGGGCCAUCGAGUCCAACCCCCUGCCAAGCAGGAAACACCAUCAGAGCACUCCUGACAUAUGGUUGUCAAGCCUCUGCUUAAAGACCUCCAAAGAAGGAGACUCCACCACACUCCUUGGCAGCAAAUUCCACUGUCGAACAGCUCUUACUUAAGAUGUUUCCCCAAUACCAUCACCACUAUUAUAAUCUCAGAUUAAUAGCUUUCAGCAGCUUCAUUUAUUUACUGGCACAGAAUAUCAAUGAGAAUCCAUAGUGUAGGGGAUAGAAGCCUGCUUUAGUGCUCCUGCUUCCACUGAGUUGUGCGGAAUACACUGUGGGAAGAUCUCGCAUUGAACUUUCUGUCACUCUUGCAAGGGAAGGCACAAAAGAAAAUGUCUUGCAUGUUAAUCAUUUUUGAAGCCUUGUAAUUGUUUUCUGAUGAAAGCUGGAGCUGGUGUGAUAGUUCUCCAAAGACAGUAAAUGACUUUUUCCUAUUGUCUUCUUCACAGGCGUGAAGCACAGAGAAAAGAGCACUGAAUUUCCCAUAAGAGCACUAAAGGUGAAAUUUAUACUUGCAGAGUCCUGUGUAUCACUUAAAUGACACUUAAAGCACAUAUUAAAGGAUAAAUCUUGCCUUCACCUCCUCCCAACAGCAGUCAGGAAUCUCGGGCUGUAGAGCUAAUGGGUUUCAGCUGCACCAGCACGAGGAGUCUGGGGAGACAUUGUUGGCAUUGACAAAACUCUGUGAAACUACACUAUAGGUGGACAUAAUAUCAGUGGCGGCUGGUGCCCACUGGAACUUACAGGGUAAAAAUCAGAGAGGCCAACAGUAAAUAAAGCCAGAGUCAACUAAUCCUAGUUUUGUCCCCAUCCACCUCCCUGUUGUUCAACAGGGAGGCAAAGCUGUAUCUAAGCAGGAGGAAGGCAAUAGACAAGCAGGAACACUCCAUGGACUGGUUGUAAGUAAGAAGGCAGGCAGGUGGGAACCAGCUGAGGACAGACCCCCAUAUGCCCUGACGGGCUAUCCUCUACUGCAUAUAUUACAGACCUUGGAAGGGAAUGGAAGAUUUGUUUGAAAAUGUAAUGUCCAAGUCUACAGGGCUCUGUAAUAUAUGCAGUGGAGGCUGGUCCAUUAGGGGGUCUGUUCCUGCUAGGUUUAAAGAUGUUACAGAGACUCAUUUCCUAGCUCUGUUGCCAUUGCACAGGUGGUGGUGGUGAAGAGGAGACCUCCAUUCCUUCUUUCCUUCUUCCUUCCUGUUUGCUUCCACCAGAGCAAGCAGAGCAAGUAAAUGAGUAGGAGAGAAGGAUAAGUGGAUCUGGAGGGUCAUUAGUGGGUAGGAGUUAAGGUGUAUGUGCAAGAUGGAUGGAAGAGGGGUCAGAGGCUAACAGGUCGAGAUGAUUCCUCUAUUAAGUGCUGAGCCAAACGUUCUACAAUGAGAACUGAAAAUAGGGAGUACUUUGGAAGGUGAAAGGUACUGGCGGAGGAAGAGGAGUGUGGGGGGAGCACACCGCCCCCGGCAGCGCGAUCCCCAGGGUGCCAUCGUGGCUGCCCCCCACCCUCGCUGGACGCCACACCCCCGCAGGUGAUGCCAAACCCCCAGGACGUGCGCCACGGCCCUGGGACACACACCAGUCCGCCCCUGCCUGCUCUCCACCCCCGGUGCCGGAACAUGAAGCUCCACCAUUGGUGAAAGGGAUGAGACUAAAGUGUGCUACCUUUUCCCUGUCUGUUCCAUUUUCACCACCUGUUCAAUGUAGCAGUGUUUUUGUUGUUGUUUAUGUUUAGGACCCAGAAUGCCCCAUGAAAAGCACUGUGGCAUCCAUGUUGCAUCAUUCCUGGGUGGAAUUAGCUGAAUUUAAAAGUGGGAAAAUGAGAAAUUGACAAAUUCACCCAUCGCUAAAUUUGGUGGUUCACAAAGGGCCAACAAGGCAAACCAAUACAGUGGCAUUGGAACAAGGUCUCCUAAAUGCAAAUAGGAACAUUCCUGUGGAGAGAGAGAAAUAGGAACAUGCCUGGGUAUACAGUGUGACAGAGCCGUAAUCCUGUUUUGAUACUCUCAGUACAUUCAGCAAUAUGGUUUUAUUCUGGUCCUAUUUUUAUAGCAUUUUCUAGAAUAAGCACCAUUAAUGCAGCUCUGGUUCAGAAGUAAUAUACAGGCAAUAUUCCCAGACUGUAGAAAGAAAAUGAAAUUUGGGCUCAUUAUUACUAUUAUUAGUUUAUUUUAUUAUUAUUCCCUACGAAGGAAGUGUAAUCAGAUGAGAUGGCACAUUCACCAUCCAAAGCAAAAGCAUUUUGAUCUACCCAGGCAAUGUAUUUGAUAGCAAUGGCAGGACAAAAAAGAAACAAUGACAUUGGGUAUGUGUGUGGAUGUGUUGCGGUACAGAAGAACUAAGAGGUUAACUGACUGAAGCUCAAAAGGCUGCUAUAAAUACAGAGAGCUAUACUGCCAGGUUCCGAAGGGAACCUUAUUUAAUGUCUGAUGGAAAGAGUGAAUUCUGUGAGUUGUCAGAGGAGAUGAAAUGGGAAAAAGUGAAAGUCAAGAUCCCUUUUAUGACAAGCAGGUGGAAAGGGCUGGGGAGUUGGACAUAUGAAUUUCUCAGGUGUCUAUUGAGGUUUUGUUGUCAUUUUUUGGUCCGAGCACAAAGUACAUUUCUUCCUUCACCACAGAGUGAUCACACAACCGGCUCCCACCCACCUGAGACUGAAAGAAGAGGGACAGAUUUCAGAAACGAAAAAGGAGGUUUCCUGACACUCCUGAGAUUUAGCAACUUGCACUUGUAUAAAUUUAAAACUGGCUUUGGCCCUUAUCUUGCCCCUCUCUCACAAACUUGA
Podarcis lilfordi (Lilford's wall lizard) is the source of this 3256-nucleotide messenger RNA. NCBI's taxonomy places the organism in Eukaryota, Metazoa, Chordata, Lepidosauria, Squamata, Lacertidae. The record is from the annotation of a GenBank genome assembly.